Molecule: messenger RNA, 1845 nt
Organism: Fusarium vanettenii 77-13-4
Lineage: Eukaryota; Fungi; Ascomycota; Sordariomycetes; Hypocreales; Nectriaceae
Exons: 3
Coding region: 1-1845 (614 amino acids)
Biological process (GO): regulation of transcription by RNA polymerase II
Cellular component (GO): nucleus
Molecular function (GO): RNA polymerase II transcription regulatory region sequence-specific DNA binding; DNA-binding transcription factor activity, RNA polymerase II-specific
Source: RefSeq, a predicted model, not a curated record
AUGGCCUUCCCACCACAAUAUAGAGACGCCGCGCCGCCUCUCCCGAGCAUCAUUGCCCCUCCCCCAGGCGACCGGUUCAGAUCACACGCGAGUCAUCACGAAUUGCCUUUUGGUCGGAGUCCUGCCAUGUCAAUACCAGGAAUCCAGACCCCAAGCGACGUUCCUCCUCCUUUGCCUCCUCCUCGAUAUUUCCCAGGAGCUGAUCAACCUGCUCCUCCCGAAGAGAUGGGUAUCAAGCGCGAGUAUACUACACAUGGUUCCUUUGCCAGUGGUUACGGAAGCAUGACCUCCUCAUAUCAUGAUGAACACCCCAACUACCAGCGAAGGGACCUCAGCGAACGAGACGAGGGUUAUGCCAGUUACUCAUCAACCGACAGGUCUCGCGAGUCUAUUCCUACAAGCUUCGGUCGCCUCCACGACCACUUUCAAUUCCGAUCCCCUGCCGAUGUUUACGGUGACACCCUUAAGAAGAAGCUUGGCCCAGUCAGCCUCUCCGAACGGUCACCGCCUAGAUCAUUUCUCAGUGCCUCAUCCGCCGAGCCCUUCUCCCGAAGGCCUUCAGCAGAGGGUCGAUUCCCUCCAGCGCUCAGCCUGCCCGUCCAGCUCCCCAUUCACACCCGCAACAUCCUGGGCUCCCCAGCAAGGCUGACUGAGACGCCAAUUCACACUGCCAUCUCCCCACGAAGCACCCCCUUCCACUACGGAGAUCGGUCACCUAACGAUAGCUCUGAUAUCGAUCGCUCCCCUCGAACACGAACCAAGAGGAACAACAGUGAUGAUGCUACGUCAACACAGUCGAGCUACGAUUUCAAUGGAGAAGAUAUGGAGAUGGAAGAUGGGCAAUCGCUCAAGAGACUUCACAUUGAUGAUGCCUACAUGCCGGGUGGCCAGAAACGGAGGGCAGCCAGUCCGAACGACCCCAACGACCACCUCCUCGCCAUGACGGCCGAUUUCUCGCGUCGACGUGACCUGAGCUCUCGUGGCUCCCCUACACGCCUUGCUACUCUGGCUCGAGGAGCUACCAUGCCCUCUGUGUCGACAUCUCGAUCCAACUCGUACAUCUCGACAAUGUCCAUCCCCACAACGAGCAUCACUACUGCCAAUUCCUAUGGUCGACGCUCACCCGUGGGAUUGUCACCUGGUGGCAUUUCCCCCACCUCGUGCAACUCGCCUUACACGGCGCCUGUUUCCCUCAACCCCAGCCCUCGGACUUCCAUCUCGGGUCGCGGCUCGGUCCACUCUAGGACCGUCUCGGGAGCCAGCACGCGCAAGAUCACUGAAGUACAAAAGCCUGGCGGAUCCAAGAUGCAAGGUUUCUUCAUGUGCGAGUGCUGCCCCAAGAAGCCAAAGCGAUUCGAGACGCUCGAGGAACUCAACGCCCACGAAGCUGAGAAGCAAUAUGAGUGCAGCUUUUGCGGAAACCGCUUCAAGAACAAGAACGAGGCCGAGCGCCACCAAAACUCGCUCCAUGUGCGUCGCCAUUCAUGGUCAUGCUCUGCGCUGUCUGGAUAUGACCGGGCCUUCCACGACUCGACCAACCGGCCUGGAGAAGCUGACACCUGUGGCUACUGCGGCGAUGAAUUCCCGCGGUCUGGACGCGGGCCUGGCACAGGAGUGCUCAGUGGUGGUAAUGCGCCUCGACACGCCACAGACCAGGAUUGGGACGAGCGGAUCAAGCACCUGCAAGAGGUGCACAAGUUUAGGGAGUGCAACUCGUCUAAGAAGUUUUACCGUGCGGACCACUUCAGACAGCAUCUCAAGCACAGCCACGCAGGCACGAGCGGCAAGUGGACCAACAUGCUUGAGAACGCCUGUAUGAUGGACGAGGACCCAACCCCCCGGUAA